AUGAGAGGACGGGGCUUCUGGAAACUAAAUACCUCAUUCCUAAAGGACGAAGAAUAUAUAAAGAAAAUACAAUCAAUUAUAACUCAAACUAAAGAUGAAUAUGCACUGGAUAAUACUGUCGAUCCAAACUUAAUGUGGGAAAUGAUAAAAAUGAAAAUUAUAGAGACAUCAAUUGAGUUUGGCAGAACAAAUAAGAGAAAAAUGUUUCAAAAACAAGAUGAUAUAGAAAAGACAAUCAAAAUCCUGGAGGAGCAGACCGCUAACAUUGAUGCCACUGACUGCCAAAAUGUAUGGUCAGAGUUAGAAAAGAAAAGACGGGAACUUGAAACCAUAAUCGAAUACCAGACAAAAGGGGCUUUUCUAAGAUCUAAAUCGCGAUGGUACAAUGAGGGCGAAAAAAACACUAAAUACUUUCUAAACUUAAAGAAGAGACACUGCAAACAAGGAACAAUUACCCAAUUGAAAGUUAAUGACAAACUGACUUAA
This is a messenger RNA of Porites evermanni, 486 nucleotides long. NCBI's taxonomy places the organism in Eukaryota, Metazoa, Cnidaria, Anthozoa, Scleractinia, Poritidae. The record is from the annotation of a GenBank genome assembly.